UAACGCUCCGCCAGUAAACAGCAAGUAGAAGAGUUCAGAGGAACCUUCCUGCAGCGGCUGCUGAGUCAGCCGGAGCGGUUUAAACGGGACACCGACAGGGCAACUUCGAAGCUGGAACAGCCGAAGCUGCGCGAGGACGAUGAGCACCAAACAGGUGACCUGCAGGUAUUUCCUCCAUGGUGUGUGCAGGGAGGGCAGCCGCUGCCUGUUCUCUCACGACCCGACCACCAGUAAACCCUCCACCAUCUGCAAGUUCUACCAGAGAGGAGUGUGUGCCUACGGAGAACGCUGCAGGUACGACCACAUCAAACCUUCAUCCAGAGGAGGGGGAGGAGCUUCAGAUGAGCAGGCAGGUGGAGGCGGGGCUUCAGUCCGAGCUGGAGGCAGGAAGACGCUGGUCCUCAGAGACAGAGGUCUGGGUGCUGACAGUAUGUUCGGGGGUGCAGCAGACAGUUUGGGGUCAGAGGUCACGGCAGCAGCUCCUCAGUCGUAUGUGGACGCCAUCAGGACGGGAUUGGACGCCUCAGCGCAGGAACAAGGUCAGACACAGAAAACGCUGUUUGUGAUUGGCUGGUGCUAUCGAUGAUGUAAUCAAUAAGGCUGAGUGUCCAUACAGCAUCCUGUUCCCAGUGAGGAGGGUUCAUGAAGCUGCAGACACUCUGACCGGCUGGAGGGCAACCAAUCAUAUAUUAGAUGGGGCGGGACUUGUCACCAUGGUAACCAAGAAAAUGGAAACUUUCUAACAAAGACAGAAGAGCCGUUAACGGGAGCAGAUCACGCUGUAUGGACACACGCCGUGACAUGUGAUCAGGUGUCUGAUCAGGUGACUGUUUGAAU
Thunnus maccoyii (southern bluefin tuna) is the source of this 837-nucleotide messenger RNA. RefSeq names its product probable E3 ubiquitin-protein ligase makorin-2. The coding region runs from base 140 to 586 and encodes 148 amino acids. The record is from RefSeq and is a predicted model, not a curated record. Gene Ontology annotation, biological process: protein polyubiquitination. NCBI's taxonomy places the organism in Eukaryota, Metazoa, Chordata, Actinopteri, Scombriformes, Scombridae. Gene Ontology annotation, molecular function: ubiquitin protein ligase activity; metal ion binding. The transcript has 4 exons.